CUUUAUAGGCUAGACUUCUAUAAGGUGUGUUGAUAAGGUCAACAAGACCGUCACACAGGAGAAAGUCAACCAGUGUCACGCAUACCACAAAGACAGCGACUGGUAGUGUUAAAGUGGCUUAAGUCACUUGUGUUAUAUUGACCAUAAUCUAAAGGUCUUCUUAGGAGGAUUGGAUACUAAAUGAUACAAUCUUCUAUCAGGUGACCCACUGGGCUUUGUUGCCUCCACAGUACUACUGUUUAAGUCAGGCAGUUAAAUUUAAAGAUGACAGAAUGUUGAUGUCAAAGUGAAGACACAGUCCAGAUGUCAAAUUAGAGGUUAUCUACAAGACUGAGAUGAUCAGAGCUGACCCAGUCCAAGGAUGGGGCUAUGGACAUCAGGGAGAGAGACAGUUCAGUACUGCACCGGCCUAUAAUUCCAUCCCUUAUCCACAUGAUGUGAUGGGGAGUCAGGACUCGCUCCUGGAAGACUCUGAUGAGGAUGAGCUGGAUCCCUUUGAUGCCAUCUAUGGAGAGUUAGAUCUCCAACGUGUCUAUGGUCAACAGCUGGCUAUAUGGACACACAGAAACCCAGACACAGUGGCGCUGUUCACCCCCAUACAGGGAGACACUUUUAUGAACAUUGUCACGUUUGCUAGAACGUCACUUCAGUUUAACUCAGCAGUAGACAAGAUGAUGGUCCUACUGCCAGGUCACAAGAGACCCCUAGAUAUGGACAGCGUGUUCAUUGUCAAGCCAGGCACAGCCAUACUGAUAGCUCCACUCUAUGACUAUAUGGUAACUCUGGAGGUCAAACAACUCAAUCAGAAGAUAGACAUGGUGAUUCACAUCACAAUGACUGUACUAGAACUGAAGACCAGGCUACACACAGAGAGAGGCUACCCAGUGGAGAGAAUAGAUCUAUUGUAUAAAGACAGACCCCUGGAGAAUGUCAGAUAUCUGUUUGAAUAUAAUGUGGCCCACAGCAGCACUCUCUUUGUUCUACUCAAUCUGAAGAAUGACAUUCUGGUCCACGUUGAGACAUUCUGGGGCAAACAGUACCAUCUCUACGUAGACUCCUCCACGACUGGAUUUGGUAUCAUAGCGAGUAUACUGAGACGUACAGUCAGUCAAAUGAUUGUCGACGUGGUACAACUAUAUGAACUAUUUCUACCAAAGCAUUCCUUGGUUCUAUACCUUGGGUCUAGAGUCAUAGAUUGGGAUAACUGUCUCGGAUUUUAUGGCAUCGAAGAUGGCAGUGUACUAACCAUGUCCACUAUUGGCCUAGCUAAUGAUAUGGCCAUUCAGCCAGUGCCUGUCACAUUAGACGACGGCCGAGAGAAACAGAUCAUGGUGUCUAAAUUUGACAGAUGGUCUGUCGUGGCCUUGAAGCUACACGGGAUGACUGGCUACCCUGUCAAUCUAAUGCAACUGAUUAAGCAUGGCAGUGUUAAAAUAGACUUUUCUGAUACAGUAGGAUCCACUACGAUUUCAAAGCCAGUCAAACUGGAUGUCUCUGCUAUGAAGGUGGAUGACGACCUACUGUAUGGAAUACCUUUAAAAUUUAAAAUUGCCAGAGGAAUCACAGAGCUGCUUAAAGUGGCCCCAAGCCGUACGAUCAAAUCAGUGAAGGAAACACUGGAAAGAAUCGGUGUCCCCAAUGCAUCCCUGUAUGACCUAGUGAUAGAUGGUUACAAGUUGCCUAACAAUAAGAGAGUUGUGGAUGUUAUAGAAGAAUAUAAAGUCCCCAUUGAGCUCAGUCUGAAGCAGUAUCCAGUCUUCAUUCAUGGUCACCAGAAUGUCAUAUACAAAAUGCUAGCGUACAGCAAAGAGACGCUAGCCACAUUUCUUAUGCGAGUUAACAUGAAGACAGGGCUCUCUUUUGAUAAAUAUUUGAUUUUAGUUUGUGGCACAGUGCUAGAUGAUGAUGAGAACCUGCCAGUAUUUGACACUAAGAUAUCACUCAAGUCUUCCUUAUUUCUCGUACCCAGGAAGCAGUACAGAUCCUUCUUUGUACUCCACGGUGAUUGGUUGGCCAAGAUCAGAAUACCAACGUACCCAAAGUCCCAACAAAUUAAAGACAUUCUCUGGAAAGAGAGGCAUGUGCCUGAAGGUGGUCUUGCUUCUAUUGGGACAUUUCUGCAGUGGUACUUUGGGGCCCAGAACAGAGAUGGCAGUACUGCUCAACUUGAUGUACCACUUAAGGAGCGAAUGAUGGUCUAUGAACAAAAAAUUGGCAACAAGUACUUACACAUGAAGGUAGAACCACAGCAACAACCCAGAACUAAGACCAAACAUAAACAUGGUCAAAUACUGGACAAUAAAGCGUUGGACAAGCUGGUCAAGCUGGAGCGUCAGAAAAGACACAGAAAUCAAUCACUUCCACCUGGGCAUGACAGAAGGAAGUUGCGAUUGCCGCAGCUUCCAAGACACAUGUCUGCAGACGCACUGAGAGCAACCGAGCAACAUGGCCACAAAAAGAGGAAAGCCUACACCACUGAUGCUAACUACAACAGAGGACACCACAACAUACACAGAAACAGAUCAGAUGGUCAGUAUGUUGUUCCACCUCCAGUUUACAAGUACACUGAUGGUGGCAGUGAAGAGAACAAAGAAUGGGUUUUCUGUCUGAGACAUGAUUACACUUUACCAGUCAAAGGAAACAAACAGAGAAUAGAUCAACACUAAUCGACAAAUUAUCUACUAAUAUCAACUAUCAAUGGAUCUAAGGAAAGAGUUAGAGACAAAUUUCAAUAAAAAUAUAUGUGAUUUCUUUACUUUAGUGUGUGAUAUGAAUUGAGUAGUAUGCAAUUUAUUACAUUAUCUGCUUCUAUAAAAAACAUGAUCUCAAUAAAAAAAAAAUAUUAAAAAAUGUGUGUGUGGCAAGUUCUGACCUGACAGUGUGGCAAUGAUAAAACAGUGCUACUGACCUCAAUGACAUCAUCUCCUUUGUACCAUUUGACUCUGGCUCUAGGGUCAGACACAAAACAUUCCAGGACUCCAGUCUUUUUCCGUUUUACUUUGUAUGUAUCAGGCAGUUUCUGGGUGAAGUAAUACUCUGGUUCUUUGGCUGAAGAUGGUGAUAAAAGUAACAAAAAGAAUAACAACAGUUGUGUCCCAAUUUAAAGUCAAUUCAAGAAGUUUCAAAGCAACAAGAAAACAAAGUAAUCUCUCUGUAAUCUAUAUGACACUCGUACUAUUAAGGGUUUUCUAAUAGCUUUAUUAAACAGUAUAUUUAACUCUUUCUCUCCGUAAUUAUUUUCCAUGUUCCAAUGGAGUCAUUCACUUUGCUCAUUUGUAUUUUGCUAUCCUAUUUUUAUUAAACUUCAAUAACUUUUUUGUUUGUUAUCAGAAAAUGUUUUAUUUGGUAUAGAAUUUAAGAAGACUUCAUGCUCUUUUAAGACAAUGCAAAUUAAAGUUUGUAAAACCAAAAAUUAAUUUAAUGUAAUGGGGUCAAAUCGACGUUGGUAUCGUCAAUUAGGAGAGAAAGAGUUAAAAUCUAUUUAAUCCUGCCACUAACUAUACAAAUAAAUACUUGAAUGGUAACUAAAGUAACAUGUCAACUCUUUGUAUUAAAUAUCAAUAUACGCAUAUCUGUCCAGUGGUCAGCUGUAACACCACUAUCAUUUUGUGACCAUGUUUCUUUUUUGGGUGAAGAUUAUUUUUUUAAGCCCCUGAAUUGCAUUAUUGUGAACCAGUUGUGUAGUAUUUUCACAUGACCAUACAGUCCCAUUUGUGAGCUGCAUGUUGGUGAUGUGAAACACAGCGUGACUUCAGGAAGCCUGCACUAAGUAUUUGUCUCAUGAAUGUGAUGCUAUAUUUUGUUUACUAAUGUUGAUCUAGCUAAUUUAAUGUAAUUGAUGUAUAGGCCUCUAAAUGUUGAUUGAUCAAAGUAAUGUUAUUUCUUUUUGCUUUUAUUGACCUCUGCAUAACUAGCUUUAUUUGUUAUUAUAAAUGACAUUAGAUUUUGGAUGGUUAUCAUAUGUUAAAAAAAUAACAUAUUGGUCAAAACUGUAUGCAUGAUAAAUAUUUAAGAGCAGUACUCGAACAGCAUAUUUUUAUUGAGUGUAAAUGGUGAAUUCAUAAUCUGGCAAACCAUUUGGUCAUGUUAGUAAAGGGAAUGUGUAAACAAUAACAUGGAAAAUGAUGUUAAAACAUCUAUAGAAUAGAGUCCAUUCAUAUUGACUAUAGUGACUAUUAAUGUUAUUAUAUUAUUUAUGUUUGUAUAGAAAAAUUUACAUAGUCAGUAGAUUUGUGCUGUAUCUUUUUGUUCUGUGUGAUACAACGUUAAAUAAAGAUAGUUUUUUUAAGGCUGUACAUAUUUUGAAACAAAGUUUGUGUAAAAUUAUCUGAAUGUUAAUACACUACAAUUAGUCUCA
Biomphalaria glabrata is the source of this 4357-nucleotide messenger RNA. RefSeq lists its product as uncharacterized. The transcript has 6 exons. Lineage: Eukaryota; Metazoa; Mollusca; Gastropoda; Planorbidae. The coding region runs from base 336 to 2666 and encodes 776 amino acids. The record is from RefSeq and is a predicted model, not a curated record. Gene Ontology annotation, molecular function: protein binding.